UAAAAUUUCUUUCAAGGAAAUGAUUUUAUAGUGGGUUCUUUCAUAUACAAAGUCCAACUUUUAUAAGAACAGAAAUGUUUUUCUAUACAUUCUAUAAUGAUUUUAUUUCUGAUUUUUUAGAUGCAUUUGGCAGCGAAGAUGAGUUGUGCAUCUAUUUCAGAAAUCCUUAUAUGAAAAGAUACAAGUUUUAGAAAGUGUCGGCAUUACUACUUGGAGAGUAUGGCAGGUUUUAAACGAGGAUAUGAUGGAAAAAUUGCUGGAUUGUAUGAUUUGGAUAAAACCCUAGGCAGAGGGCAUUUUGCUGUGGUGAAACUUGCCCGACAUGUAUUUACAGGUGAAAAAGUGGCAGUAAAAGUAAUUGACAAGACCAAGUUAGAUACUCUUGCCACAGGACAUCUUUUCCAAGAAGUCAGAUGUAUGAAACUAGUUCAACAUCCUAAUAUUGUUCGUCUAUAUGAAGUUAUUGACACUCAGACCAAACUUUAUCUGAUCUUAGAACUUGGUGAUGGAGGAGAUAUGUUUGAUUACAUCAUGAAACAUGAAGAAGGUCUUAAUGAAGAUCUGGCAAAAAAAUAUUUUGCUCAGAUUGUUCAUGCUAUAUCCUAUUGCCAUAAACUGCAUGUCGUUCACAGAGACUUAAAACCAGAAAAUGUUGUAUUUUUUGAAAAACAAGGACUUGUGAAAUUAACUGAUUUUGGAUUUAGCAACAAAUUUCAACCUGGGAAAAAACUUACAACAAGUUGUGGCUCUCUUGCAUAUUCUGCUCCUGAAAUUUUACUUGGCGAUGAAUAUGAUGCUCCUGCAGUAGAUAUAUGGAGUCUGGGAGUUAUUCUUUACAUGUUGGUAUGUGGACAACCACCUUUUCAAGAAGCAAAUGAUAGUGAAACUUUGACCAUGAUAAUGGAUUGUAAAUACACAGUACCAUCUCGGGUGUCCAAAGAAUGUAAAGAUUUAAUUACACAAAUGUUGCAAAGAGACCCAAAACGAAGGGCAUCUUUAGAAGAAAUUGAAAAUCACACUUGGCUACAAGGAGUUGAUCCAUCACCUGCAACAAAAUACAAUAUUCCUUUGGUUUCAUAUAAAAAUCUUUCAGAGGAAGAGCACAAUAGCAUAAUACAGCGCAUGGUUCUUGGAGACAUUGCAGAUCGAGACAUUAUUGUGGAGGCUCUGGAAACUAACAAAUACAAUCACAUCACUGCUACCUACUUUUUACUAGCAGAACGGAUUUUAAGAGAGAAACAAGAAAAAGAAAUACAAACCAGAUCAGCAAGUCCAAGCAAUAUAAAAGCGCAAUUCAGGCAAUCAUGGCCAACAAAAAUUGAUGUUCCUCAAGAUUUAGAUAAUGACUUUACAGCUUCUCCUUUGACCCAUGGAGCUGUUCCUCAGUCUCCUGCUCGUAGCGCUGAAAAUGUUCUUAAUGGACACAGAAGUAAGGCACUUAAUGUUUCAGCCAAGAAAGAGGAUAUUCCUGAAUUAGCUGGAUCAACACUUUCAGUUGUUCCCUCAGUAAAUUUAAAACCU
This is a messenger RNA of Thamnophis sirtalis, 1521 nucleotides long. NCBI's taxonomy places the organism in Eukaryota, Metazoa, Chordata, Lepidosauria, Squamata, Natricidae. The record is from RefSeq and is a predicted model, not a curated record.